Molecule: messenger RNA, 4365 nt
Organism: Liolophura sinensis
Lineage: Eukaryota; Metazoa; Mollusca; Polyplacophora; Chitonida; Chitonidae
Product: homeobox protein cut-like 1
Exons: 18
Coding region: 1-4365 (1454 amino acids)
Biological process (GO): regulation of transcription by RNA polymerase II
Cellular component (GO): nucleus
Molecular function (GO): RNA polymerase II transcription regulatory region sequence-specific DNA binding; DNA-binding transcription factor activity, RNA polymerase II-specific
Source: RefSeq, a predicted model, not a curated record
AUGGCUGCGAGUGUGCAGUCGAUGUGUCACUAUUGGAAAAACUUUGAUUUACAAGAGCUUCAGAAAGAACUAGACCUCACUGCCACAGAACUCGCUAGCAGACAAGACGAAAGUGACGCAUCGAGAAAGAGGCUGGCGGAACAAAGUAGGGAAUUCAAGAAAAACACACCUGAGGAUAUCAGAAAAAUCGUAGCCCCGUUAUUGAAAAGUUUCCAGUCGGAAGUCGACGCACUCUCUAAAAGAAGCAGAGCCUCGGAAGCCGCCUUUCUCUCUCUCUACAAGAGGCUCAUUGAUUUACCUGACCCAGUCCCAUCAUUAGAAAUCUCUCUGCAGUUCCAAAGGAAGGCGGAGCAGUCUCAAGAUAUCAAAUCAGAAAACGAAGAGUUCAGGGAAGCAGUCGACGACAGCAGCCAGGGAUUGGCACAAGCUAACAAACAAGAAUUAACAAUACAGCAGCUACGGGAGAAAGUUAAAGACUAUAAAGAAAGACUUGAGUCUGCAAGAAAAGUAAGUUAUAGUCUUUUUAGCAAUGAAUCUGAGCAUAAGGUGACAGACAAGGGCAGACAACCCAAGGAGAAUGAGUCGGGUCUAGAAAAGAAGCUUGGGAAAGCAGAAGAGAAAGUGGCAUCACUACAGCGUGCUUUGGAUGGAGUACAGUCGGAGCUGAGUCAGGUUCGAGCCAAAUACGAUGAGACCACAUCAGCCAAGUCAGACGAAAUUGAGAUGGUCGUGGGUGACUUGGAUCGAGCUAAUGAGAGGGCCACUGCAGCUGAACGCGAAAUUGAACAGUUAACUCGUCAACUGGCAUCUGCAACUCAAAACCUCAACCAGGCUGAAAAGAUGCAGAAUGCUCCAGACAUGGAACAGGCUAUUGACAUUCUGAAAUGUUCCAGUCUGGAACUGGAGCUCGCUUCUAAGGAAAAAGAGAUCAGUCAGUUGGUGAAAGAUGUUGAGAAUCUGCAGGCCUCCAUUAACAAACUCAGGGAGACCAGUGAAACUCAGAUCGCUAAGCUGGAGGAGGAAGUAGCGUCCAAAUCGCGUGCUUUCCGCAGUCUGGAGGAAAAAAUGAGGACACAAGAGGAUUACGAGGAACUUAAGAGAGAGCUCAAUAUCCUAAAAUCCACGGACUUCCGGAAUUCCAGAGAAGGGGAAGAAGCCCAGGGGAAAUCUCUGGAAACCUUGUUGUUGGAAAAAACUAAAGCUCUGCAGUCCGAAAGUAAACGGUCCAAAUUGAGCAGCAGAGAUGUCCUAGCUGAUUCUCCCAGCAGCGUGAAAACCUCCGAGGAUUUACCCAACCUGACCACUCAUAGGAGAACAUCGAACUCCGCGCGAACGAGGGCCAACAGUGCAAAAUCCAGUGGUGACGCCAGGAAUUCGUCCAAUCACAUGACACCUAGCCCCGUCUCCAGCAUGAACGGCAGCCAUAAUCAUUUGGGAUCCCCUCCCCCUCAGUUUUAUGGACUUCACGGUCACCAUGAACUUGUCACCCGAUUGAACGGUCCGAAACUGGACCAGAACAACGGGCCAGGCCUAGAAACAGCCAUUGUGGCUAAAACUGUGCGUGAACUGCUCAGCAUUCAUAACCUGGGACAGAGGCUGUUUGCCAAACAUGUGCUUGGGCUGUCCCAGGGAACUGUCAGCGAACUGCUGUCCAAACCCAAAAGUUGGGACAAACUCACGGAAAAGGGUCGCGAAUCUUACAGGAAAAUGUACGCGUGGGCGAGCGAUGAGAGGAACGUAAUGGCAUUAAAGGAAUUAUCCCCUCGUAAAGGUACUCAGCCCCUUGUGCAAACGGUCAAGCGAAGACUAGCGGCCACAGAGGAGAGGAUAGCACAGAUCUUAUCCCAAUGCCAAACAGGCGAUGCAUGGUAUGAGUACACAGUGACAGAGUUUGAUGUCAGGCUUGGGGGCCUUGAUUGUCCUGGUGAGCAGCUUAACCCUGCUAUGGUGGCCAAUAUCUAUCAGCAGGAGAUGCUUAAGAUGGCCCGAGCUGCAGAUUCUCCAGAUGGGAUCGCAGUCAAUGCCUCUGUAAUGCCACAUCGUGUUCCCCAUGCCCAUAGCAACGGGCCGAUCCACCAUAACAACCGACGUAAGGAGAGCCGGCUGCGUUCACCGUGUGGCUCUAGCAAUCGUGACAGAGAGGCUCAUGGGAAUGGCCACUCGCACCAGAGCGAAAACGAGCAGAACGCACAGGAAAUGGUGGCAAGGAUAUACCGCGCAGAGCUGGCAAAGUUGGCGCAGGCGGCAGAGAAAGCGGGGAAUAUCGCGGCAAGCACCAUGUACCAGCAGGAGCUGGCGCGCAUCGCACAAAACGCCCAGCAUCAGUUACAGCAUCAGCGCAGUGGAAAUGAUGCGCAAGGGCAUUCUCGAGUCAAAAUGGAGAUGUCUGAAGAGGAAUCCCAGGAUUGCGAUAUGCCCCAGGACUUGAGCAAACACUCGCGUCACUCGAUGGAAAGUCGAGACUCCGCCUCUGCCAGACAUGCCGGCAGUGCCUUCAAACUGGUCCAUCCACGCCUCAAUGGUCAUGCUGGAUCUGAUAACCCUAGUUAUGGCACGCCAAUCCCGCCUGACUGCGUGUCACCGUUACAACGAAUGCAGAACAUUGCCAACUCACUUAUGUCGCGGAAUACCCCUCCGUCUGCCAACCAAAAACCUCUGAAAGCGGUGCUGCCCCCUAUAGCACAGGAGCAGUUUGAUAAAUACUCAAACAUCAACACGGAAGAAUUAGUGAAGAAAGUCAAAGAGACGUUGAGUCAGUACUCCAUUAGUCAGCGCCUGUUUGGCGAAAACGUCCUGGGCCUCUCUCAAGGCAGCGUCAGCGAUCUCCUGGCACGACCCAAACCCUGGCAUAUGCUCACUCAGAAAGGGAGAGAACCCUUUAUUCGGAUGCAAAUUUUCCUAGAAGAUGCAGAAGCCAUCCCGAAGCUUGUGGCGACUCAGUACCGAAUUUCCCCGGACAAGUUGAUGCGCCACGAAUCCUCUUCCCAGCAACCUUCAGAUGGACCCCUGUCCCCUCCGCCCGACACCCCUCACUCUCUGUCGCGGCCUCCCACGGUCACACCUACCUCGCAACAAGAUCCACUGAUUGAAGCAGCUGUCUGCGGACACUACUUUGGCUUUUACACCAACUCCAUCUUUGAAAUUGCUGCCAUGACCCCUGACCUUGACACGGUUGACCUGACAAGCAAGAUAAAAGACGUUCUUCAGUUCCACAACUUGGGCCAGAAACUGUUUGGGGAGGCCGUCCUGGGCCUUUCCCAGGGGUCCGUCAGUGAGCUACUUUCUAAACCAAAACCUUGGUCCGUACUCAGCAUUAAAGGGAAAGAACCCUUUGUUCGGAUGCUUAUUUGGUUGAACGACCCUUUCAACAUUGAGAAGCUCAAACUGUACCAAACAGAGGCUAAAGCAAACAGACGUCGUAAGAGUAGCAUGGAUGAGCAGAGAAGUUGUGAAACUCCUAUCAAACGUCCUCGCGUGUUCUUCACAGAAGAUCAGAAAGAGACGCUGCGAACAGCCUAUGCAAAUGAUCCCUACCCUAAUCAAAGCACAAUCGAAGCUCUCGCCAGUAAUUUAAGUGUGGGCGUGAAAACAGUAGUAAACUGGUUCCAUAACCACCGCAUGCGUGCCAAGCAGCAGAUACACACUGGAGGAAACUCAAACAGUAACAGCUUUGACUACAACCCGCUGUCUGUCAAAUCAGAGCCAGGGGAAGAUAACUCUAACCUCAGCGACGGGACGUCAGGGUCUGGCGACACUCCGGCACCAGCAGCCUUCAGGCAGGGCUCAGGGGGAGAGGAAAACAACCAGUGGCUAUUCCCACAGUUUGAGCUGGUGAGAGGCUCUCAGCCGUCUGAUGUCACAGCAGAGGACGAGACAACAGACAGUCGGACACCAAGUCAUCUGUCAGAGAAGGAAGGUGGCAGGGUGAAGGUAGAGGACACGCAGGCCCCUCUCAUGGUGGCUGUUACCAGUCAAACGGGGGUAAAGAAGAGGAAAAGUUCACACCCCAAGUGGGUGUACGAAGGCACGCAACUUGAUAAAACUCAACAACGAAGCCCAGUGGGUAAGGCCACAGAAACCCCCUCAGAGGAUGUGGAGCAGGAUUUUAGCACAGAAAUAAGCGAAAAGGUCUCGCUGGUGAAACACGAAGAAAGCGAGGAGAAGGUGGAGAGCGAUGUAAGGGGAGACAACUCCGCUUCACCGGUAGAUAUAUCCGAGUCGAAAGAUGAGUCAGCAAAGUUCGAUAAAUCGCCAAUGAGCGACAACAAAAGUGAGGACUGGGACCAGAGUGAAAGUAAAGGCGACAUGAGUCAGCGUAGCCCAAGUGACAACACCAAACGUGAAAAGGACUGGGAAGACUGGUGA